GACGUGAUUGGGUGGAUUAGUGUGACGCAGGGGACAUGAAAAAGCUGAUAACUAGUUAAGAAGGCAGUUUGUAACUCUGGAAAAAGAGUGCAGAGCUUUGAGACGCCUUUUACGCGCAGGACGUGGCGCGCAAAUUUACGCACAGAGAGAGCUGAGCCGUCUUGGCGGUGAGGAGCUGGGAAGCGCGCUUUUUGGUGGGGGGGGAAGCAAGGGAAAAAGGGGGGAUGGUGCAGCACACGGACAAUAACAGCGAGACGGAUGGGAGCAUGUCCAGGGAGGCGACGGACACGGAGGAGAGUGAAUUUAUGGCGUGCAGCCCCGUGGCGAUCAACCCGGACUGGUGCAAGACGGCCACCGGGCACAUCAAGAGACCCAUGAACGCCUUCAUGGUCUGGUCCAAGAUCGAGCGGAGGAAGAUCAUGGAGCAGUCGCCGGACAUGCACAACGCGGAGAUCUCCAAGCGCCUGGGGAAGCGGUGGAAGAUGCUGAAGGACAGCGAGAAGAUCCCGUUCAUCCGGGAGGCGGAGCGGCUCCGGCUCAAGCACAUGGCCGACUACCCCGACUACAAAUACAGACCCAAGAAAAAACCAAAGCUGGACGCCUCCAAGUCCUCGGCGCCGUCCCCGGAGAAGUGCGCAAAGCUGGCAAAGACGCCCAGCAAGAAGUGCUCCAAGAUGAAGAAGAGCGGCUCCAAGUCUGCGCACGCCUACGGCGAGGACUGCGUCUUCAAAGUUGCGAAAGCCGUCAAAAGUGAGCUGUCGGACGAGGACGACGACGACGACUACGAGGAGGACUACCGGAUGGGGAUUAGGCGCGUGGAGGAGGAGCGCCUGCGGCCGUACAAUGUAGCCAAAGUUCCCGCGAGCCCAACUUUGAGCUCCUCUGCGGAGUCCGAGGGCGCGAGCAUGUACGAGGAGGUGCGGAGCCACAACAGACUCUUCUACAACAUCAAGAGCAAGCAGGGCAAGCAGAGCGCGGCCGCCUCCGUCUCACCAGCAUCCUCCCGGUCGGUCUCCACAUCCUCAUCCUCCUCCUCCUCCUCUUCCAGCAGCAGCUCCUCUUCCUCCUCCUCUGGAGAGGACGCGGACGAUUUGUUGUUUGACUUUAGUUUGAAUUUCGCUCCCAGCGCGCCGGGAUCAGAGCUGGGGAAUUCCGGGAACCUGUCCCUGUCUCUGGUGGAUAAGGACCUGGACUCUUUCAGCGAGGGCAGCCUGGGCUCCCACUUUGAAUUCCCAGACUACUGCACGCCGGAACUCAGCGAGAUGAUCGCAGGGGACUGGCUGGAGGCGAACUUUUCAGACCUGGUCUUCACAUACUGAAGAAAAAAAAUGUAAAAACUGUUCUUUAAGUAAUAACAGAAGGGAGAUUUGAAUUUUGCCCAGCCUCCUGCAGGGGUUUUUGGGUACUUUUGGAGAGUCCUGGAGAAGAGAUGCUUCUGAUUUCAAAAAUAUUAAAAAGACAAAAAAAGUGCAGACAUUUUCUUGUUUAAUCUGGCAGCAUGACAGAUGGAUUUUAUUCCCUCCCAAUCUGCAAUUUUUCAUCAUAAAUGAGACAAAAACCAGAAACUUCUUCUAUGCAUCUCGAAAAAAAAAUAACAUCCAAACUGCAGGGAGCUGAACACGGACCGUGGACUGUCUCAAAAAGCAAAUCUGUGAACUUUACAACCUGUUCUGAUGUAAUUUCUAACAUUUUUUUAUAUUUUUUUUCUACCUGAUUCUGUUUACCUCCUGGUUUUUAUGGUAAAAAAAAAAAAGACGCCGAACAGGGAAGGAGGAGGCAAACACGGAGGAAACAUUUUGAUACAUAACAGACCUCAUCUUUUUAAAAGAAAAGUAAGAUAUUUUCAGGCAUAUUUUUGUACAGUUCCAAAAAAAGGGAAUGUUCUUACUGUGCUUUCAGUGAGUUUCAGGCACUUCUUCCCUUUAUGGUUUUUUGUUUUCUUCUUCUUUUGGAGCAUGCAAGGGAGUCCUGGUUUUAAGGAUUAAGUUAAGUUAAGACUUGCAUCAAAAAUGCCUUGUGAUUUUACAGUUUUUGUACAGUUGUAGAGCAGAUUUGUUGAGUAUUUGUAGACAAUACAAUGGCAUCAUGGGGGAACACAUACCUCAGAGCUGGAACUAGUUUCAAGAUUGUAUAUGUAAUGUAAUAUAGUAAAGUUAGGAGUUUAUGUAUAUCAUACUCGUGAUAUGUGGAUGGGUCCCAAUCGCAGGUGUGAAACUGGAUUUUUUUUUAAUGGCACAUACUGUUUCUCCCCCCAUCCCUUCUUUUUUUCUCAUUUUUUUGUGCAAUAUAUACUCUCGAGAUACAGACCAUCAACAUUUGUAGCAAAAAAUAACAGACUCGUGCACUGUCGUGUGAUGCUGAAGAAGCCUGUCCAAGGGGAGGAAAGUAACAACAAAAAAAUCAGCUGGAACUGAUAGGAAACCUUUCAAAAUAAAAGAUUCCAGCUUGAAUCUGAAUUAAAGCAAAGAGAGUCUGAUUCUAGUGGUGGUCUGAUGGUUUAGCAAAUAAUAAUAAUGAAAAAAAAUAUAUUAAAAAAAGAACAUUCCAUAGUUCCUGUUUCAUUAAAUGAAACUUUUAUUUUGAAACUGAAGACUGCCUUCUUUUUUUAAAGACAUUUACCACAAACCUGUAUUUUUUAUUUCUUGCACUUAAGAAAAUUUAUUUUUAUGUGGGUCUUACCAUAUGAAGUCAGUUUGAUAAAGAAGCAGUUUUUUUUUUUUUUGGAAUAUGACCUAAUUAUAUGCCCAGACCUUUUUUUUUUAAUUUGUUGGAAGUUCUAGGCAGUAGUUACUUCACAUUCCAAGUGUGAAUCUGUCUUUGACUCAUCUUUUUAAUAAAAAAAGAGGAAAAAAAAGUACCUACCACCAUUGACUGUCCUUUCAGUUUGUGAAUAUCUGUAGACAAAUGUGUUCUUUCCUGCAUUUGAGGAUGUGAUGACAGAAUGAUGCCUAUUUUGUAUGUAGGUGGAUACUCUUUAAUGGGUGGGCUCGAAAUGUGUUAAUAAAAAGGAGGACAAGGAGUUUUGAGCUAAGUGUUGA
Oryzias melastigma (Indian medaka) is the source of this 3038-nucleotide messenger RNA. RefSeq names its product SRY-box transcription factor 11a (gene sox11a). The coding region runs from base 225 to 1319 and encodes 364 amino acids. Lineage: Eukaryota; Metazoa; Chordata; Actinopteri; Beloniformes; Adrianichthyidae. The transcript has a single exon. Gene Ontology annotation, biological process: neuron differentiation; anatomical structure morphogenesis; negative regulation of transcription by RNA polymerase II. Gene Ontology annotation, molecular function: DNA-binding transcription activator activity, RNA polymerase II-specific; RNA polymerase II cis-regulatory region sequence-specific DNA binding. The record is from RefSeq and is a predicted model, not a curated record.